UCAUUGGGCCAAGAUUUAUUUAAUUACUUGAGCCGAUGAGUUAUUUCAAUUGGGCCUCUCAUGUUAAUUAUUCAAGCCCACUUCUACUUAAUUAAUUAUUAGGCUACCUUAUGUUGAGCCUUUUAAUUAUUUAAUCUUAUAACAUUACUUGUUCCUAUUUAUUAAGCCCGAUUAAUUAUGAGGUUAUAAAGCGAAUAAGUUGAAGUAUUUAUUUAUUUUCUAUUGACUACGAGGAACGGGGUUUAUUUAAUUGACGGAUUAGAACACCCGAAGAGAACGGAUUAAUUUUUGUUAAUUAUCCGGCUUCAUGAGACGAGACUUAGCUUUUGUUUAAAUCCGAUAAUCUGGAUUAGCAAUAAAAAAAUUCCCUGAUUAUUAUCUCAGAAUAAUAGUUCAUGCAUACGAGAUUCAUGCAUAAUUAAAUUACACAUUCUCAUUUAAUUAAGAAUUUCCCUCGAUUUAAAGUCUUAUGUUAUUUUCUCGGAUUAAAGGUCGAGCGCAAGAAUAAGAGCUCGUCAAGGAGUCACUAAUCUGUAGCAAAGCUUUGCUAUCAGGUGGGUUACUUUCAUAUAUAUCAAAUGAGUUUAAUGUUAUGUUUGAACAGUUAUUUCAUUGCAAAAUCAUUGAACUGAAAAUUUUUUCAACUGUUGUCUUGCCAUAAAUGUUUCAAUGUUUGGUAUGAUAUCUAUCUGAUGUGGCUUUGCCAGUUAUUAUGCAAUCGAAUUCGGGUCCUGAGCAGUUGAUAGCUAUCCUGCCAGGGCUAGUGUACACCAGUGACCGUGAGUCAUCUAGCGGGUUGGCCGGUCAAGUGUCCGUGAGAGGUGGCCACCUCUCCGGCACAAAGUUCCAGAUAUGAUAGAUUACAAGAGAACUUAGACUGCAGUCGAACUUUAAGAAUCACAACUGAAUUUAGUAAGCUUGGGCCUUUUUAGCGAAAAACCCCUUGCUGUACUGUUUAUGAUGGCAUGACAAUUUAAAUCUUUACGAAGCAUAUUAUAUUUCAUAGUAGGCAUAUGUGCCCACUGAGUACCUUUGUACUCAGCCCUGCAUGUAUUUCUAAAUGUGCAGGUUGAGCAGUAGACGAUGGUGAUGAAGUGACGAGUGGAAUCCUCUUUUGUCGCAAUAUUAUAUGCUAUGAAAAACUUUAGGGUUACAUGUCUUCAUACAUGUAAUCAGAACCUUAUUCCGCUGCGUACUCAGAAGUUUUAUGUUAUUUUGGAUAAGUCGGAGUUAUCCGAACUUAUUAGUUAUUUAAGUCUAUACGACUAAAGCUCUGUUAUAUUUAUAAAUAUCCCUGUUGUAAAAAAAUGGUAAUGCGAUCCUUUCUUGUUUGAUUAUUCCCCUUUCUACCCCGCUUCUAAUCUCCCUCCAUUAGUCACGGUUUCCCCGGCUUAAUUAUCCUUAUUUAGGUCCGGUCGUGACAGAGUGGUAUCAGAGCAAAUGAUUUGCUCUGAACCCUAGAGUUAGCCCAUUUUUCUAGUAUGAUCACUAGUAUAUAUGAGUCAGUCAACCAAAGCUCAUCACUUCAUCACAUCGUCAUGCUCAGCAAGAAAGAAGGUGGUAAUGAUUUUAAAACAUUGAGAAGUUCACGUUUUAUAUGAAUGUACUGAUGCUUACAUUCAAGUUUAUGCAUUAUUGAUUGAUUAGAUAUCUCAAUGAACUUAGAUGCGUUAAGAAUGCAUGAUCACUAUUACGAGAAGAACAAUAGAAGCUAGAAACUCAGUUAUAUUUCACUAUAGCCAUGGUGAAGAGCUAAGAAAGAGGAAGAGAAUCCAAUGAAAGCAGUGCAAGCAGAGUGCCACUCACGAAUCACUGAAGCAUGCAUAGUUCUUCAUUCAGGUUGUUCACGCGUGACAGAACACCGAAUCGACUAUUGCCUUAUUUGAUGAUAGAUCACGUGAGUCAUUGCUCGUAGCGACGGGUGUGACUUAUGUAAUCAGUUAGCUAUCGCAUAAUGAGCUAAGACUCAUUACUAACUCUCGAUUAUCACCAGUUAUGGCAUGAAGAGAACCUUCAUGAUUUAUGUUCGAACUUCAGAGUCAGACUCACAUGCAGUUAUAACACUUUGUGUAUGAUGUUAUAGCAUCGCGAUUAGAACUGCCAGCUUACAGUUUCAGAUAUUCAGAACCUUUAUGAUUACAAUUACCUAUUAUAUUACACGUGAGCAUGAUUUAGAAUCCCUAUUGAUUACGAUCACCUGCUACAAAUCGAAAGGAGGAUAGGUGCCAUGGGUAACUAGAAGUUACCAACCAUUAUGAUUGACUAGAAAAAUAUAUACAAGUGCGUAAGACGGGAGGAGUUCCUAAAGAUCGUUUGGAGUUUAACAAGAGCUAAAAAUAUCGACAACGGUUCGAUGUUAAAGUUAAGAGAUUGAGAUUAUGAUGAGAGACUAAGCAGGUAAAGUAUGCAUACUUUAGUCGAUCAGAGACAUUCCCCAGUUAGAACAUUUUAGAUUAAACAUUCGGUUUAGUAGCCAAAAUGCAAGCAUUGACUAAGGUCAUUCCAUGACUUAGUAUUUUGUGUGGUGACACAUACCUUGCAAAGAUGCUCAGAGAUGCAAAAUCUAUUUCCUGUAAAGGCGUGAGAGUGCUUCGAAUUAUAUGGUUGCAUUUUAAGCGCUAUGUGAAUGAACACUAAGUACUAGAAGUACUACAUUAAGAGCAUGUAGAGGAAGAUUGUUGAGUAAGGUUGAACCUAUCUUAUUUCGCCUAUAAAAGAUGUUUAAGGAUUGCAUUAAAUUAGGAGGCAGACUCCAAGUUUGAGAAGCUCUAGAAUAUUCUCAAGGACAUGUUCAAGAUGUUAAGAAGAAAGUGGUGAUUUUAGACCAAAUAUACCUUUUGCAGCCAAUGAACAAGAGUUACCAAGUUCGGAAAAGUAUUUCCGAGUGAUUGAGAAGUAGUUGUGUCGGACCUGGCCAGUCCACAUGGCCAAAAUCUCAGUAGUCGUCAUAUAUGGGUCUUUAAACCUAUAUAUUUUAAACCUUCAUCUGAAAAGCCAAACGGGUUCAGACUAUUAGGUCAUUUCGUUUCGACCUUUCAGUCAAUUCAUUUCUACCCUAUGGUUAUUCAUUUUCAAUUGUUUGGCAAAUUAUUGAAACACUUUGCCUAAUUGCCAUUUGUGAUUUGAAUCAUUGCGAUCUACUAGCUGUUGGUAGAUUUUCUGUGACCCAAGGAUAAACAGAUACUCAUCAGAUUAAAUCAGUCAAACACGUAUGCUUCAACCCAAGGGUCAAGCACGUAAUGCAUACAGACAAUCUCUUGUGCAUUUAGUAGGACGUUAUUUGUGUAUUUCGAAAACGAUGAUCAUUUCGAUGCUUUUGUAUGCCCCUAUGUUGGCUUAGUUAUUUUGACUAGUAUUAGUACGGAGACACGAAACCUUGGGGCGUUCUGUGACUGAGUACUUUUCAUGAUGACUUUGCAAGGUAGCCAGUUCAUCAUGUGUGGUACUUAGAUAGACCUUUGAAUCUAGACUUUUAUGAUGAUGUAAAGUCCUCAUUGAGGCAAUUUUCCCUAUGUUAUAUAUAGUGACCUUAUUGGUCUUUCACGACAAGUCGUCCCGCUAUGUUUUAAUUAUAUGAUCGCUUAAGUUUUAGCAGGAACAGAACUCGAUGAGUUAAGGAGUAACUAUAGAAAUGAUAGUAUGUCCUUAUUGCAUUUUAAUGCGCUGAUAAUUUGUGUUUUUACUCAUUAGAAUGCCACCAAGACGAGGGCGUCCGAGAGGAGGGGGAAGGAUUCCCCGGAAUGAUGAGAGAGGCCCAGAAGCAGGGCCAGAACCUGAAUUAGUUCAACCACCUGUUCAGCCAGAACGACGGAUUGAAGAAUUAUUCUUGCGACAGAACCCACCUACCUUCAACGGAACAGGAGACCCGGCAGAAGCUGAAACUUGGGUUCGUGCUAUUGAGCGCAUUUUCAAUUUCCUGCGUUGCGCCGACCAAGAACGCCUGACUUGUAUGUCCUUUCAGUUGACUGGGUCAGCUGAUUUCUGGUGGGAAGCACGGAUGAAAACGAUGACAGCAGAGCAGAUAGAAAACCUGACUUGGGAACAAUUCAACGCCGGUAUAUAUGACAAGUAUAUACCCAAGAGCUACCGCAAGAAAAAGGCAGCUGAAUUUUAUAAUCUAAAGCAAGGGAAGAUGUCGGUAACUCAAUACGACAGGAUGUUCUGCGAUAUGUCUAGAUAUGCGCCGGAACAAGUUGACACAGAUGAGAAGAUGGCUGAAAAGUUUUGUGCCGGUCUGAGGCACGAGAUUAGGAUGGCUUUGGCAAGCCACGGAGGAUUAUCUUACACUGAGUCGCUCAGCCGAGCGUUAGACAUUGAGGCAGCCAUGCCAGGAGAAAGACUUGCAAUUGUACCUGCGCCAGCACUUCCACAUGAUCAAAAUCAUAAUCAGAAUUUCAAAGGAAAGAGGAGAUGGGACAACAGCAACCCGAACCAAGGCGAGAAGAGGCCAUGGCAGGGACGGGUUUUCCAGUCACAGGGUUAUGGAAGCCAGGGCGCACCGAAACAGAUGGGAAAUAACCAACAGAGGGCCCCACAUUGUCCCAAAUGUAACAAAAGUCAUAUGGGAAUUUGUAAGGCCGGCAGUGAUAGUUGCUAUAUCUGCAACCAGAAGGGGCACUAUGCAAACCGGUGCCCGAAUAAGCAACACGGAACGGGUUCAAGACCAAACCCACCUAUUCAGGCUCCGCAUCUGCGAGCAAUCCAAGCUUUGCCCCAACCAUACCCAAGGCAGCAACCACAAUAUCAGCAGCCACAGCAGCACCAACAGUUACAGUACCAACCACAACCUCAACAACCGUAUCAGCAACAGGCCCGUCAACAACAGCAGCGACAACAAAAACAACAUGAAAAACCUCGUCAUGCUAGAGCCUAUGCUAUGAGGCAGAAGCAGCCCGAGAACAACCAGGGAAACCUGGCAGGUAUGGGCAUGCUACUCAAUACUCCUGUUGUACUUCUAUUUGAUACGGGCGCAUCGCAUACUUUCAUUUCAAGUACAUGUGUUGAUACAUUAAAACUUAAAAUGGAAAGAGCUGACCAGGAGUUGAGUAUAUCAUCACCUAUAGGAGGGAUGACGACAGUAGAUCAUGUGUGCUUGAACCUAGAACUAAACAUAGGGACACACAAGAUUGUAGUGAACAACUCGUAUGUUAUACCGAUGGGAGAUGUGGACAUAAUCCUAGGAAUGGACUGGCUAGCCGAGAACUAUGCCACCAUCCUCUGUAAUGAAAGACGGAUAUCAUUCCGACCCCCAGGAAGGGAGCCGUCACAUUUCCACAUAAUUAGUAUGGGGAGAAGAAAGAUGAUCAUCUCCGCCCUACAAGCAACGAAAAUGAUGAAUAAGGGAUACCCAGCUUACCUUGUAUACUUGCACGGAGAACGAGGAACUGAAAGGAGUAUAGAAGAUGUAGCAAUUGUACGGGACUUUUCAGAUGUAUUUCCAGAGAUUCUGCCAGGGCCACCACCGGACAGACCAAUUGAGUUUACCAUUGAUUUGGAGCCCGGGGCAGCUCCCAUUUCGAAGGCACCAUACCGGAUGGCUCCUAAAGAGUUGGAAGAACUCAAGAUACAACUACAAGAACUUUUGGAACUUGGAUUCAUUAGGCCAAGUGUAUCACCUUGGGGUGCACCCGUACUUUUUGUGAAGAAAAAGGAUGGCACAUUGCGAAUGUGUAUAGACUAUAGAGAACUGAACAAAGUGACACUCAAAAACAAAUAUCCUUUACCAAGGAUAGAUGACCUCUUCGACCAGCUCAAGGGAGCAAGUGUGUUCUCGAAGAUUGAUUUGCGAUCUGGUUAUCACCAGCUGAAGAUUCGACCAGAAGACGUACCUAAGACGGCGUUUCGAACUAGGUAUGGCCACUACGAAUUUGUAGUUGUGCCAUUCGGGCUAACUAAUGCGCCAGCCGUGUUCAUGGACCUCAUGAAUCGAGUAUUUCAUCCGUACUUAGACAAAUUUGUCUUGGUGUUUAUAGAUGACAUCCUGAUUUACUCGAAGAACGAGAAAGACCAUGAGGAACAUCUGAGAAUUGUCCUAGAAACGUUGAGAACGGAGCGCCUUUAUGCCAAAUUCAGCAAGUGUGAGUUUUGGCUCAGCGAAGUCACGUUUUUAGGACAUAUUGUGUCAUCAGAAGGGAUUAAAGUGGACCCUGAAAAAGUGCAAGCAGUGCGCGAAUGGAGAUCGCCUACUAACCCUAAUGAGAUAAGAAGUUUCUUAGGAUAGGCAGGU
Molecule: messenger RNA, 6226 nt
Organism: Salvia miltiorrhiza (redroot sage)
Lineage: Eukaryota; Viridiplantae; Streptophyta; Magnoliopsida; Lamiales; Lamiaceae
Exons: 1
Coding region: 3692-6220 (842 amino acids)
Biological process (GO): proteolysis
Molecular function (GO): nucleic acid binding; aspartic-type endopeptidase activity; zinc ion binding
Source: RefSeq, a predicted model, not a curated record